CAGUAAUGCAACUGGAAGGUUGUGGCGGAAUAUACGAGACGGUGGCCUGCUCCCAACCUCUAUACUGCCUCUUAAAAAUAAAUAUAUUUUUCAGUCUUCCAUGGCUCUUUCUGGAUUUAGUGACUUUGAUGAGCUGUCAUCUUGUGAGACACUUCUGUAUCACAACGGACUAUCAGCGAUCAGUUUUACCCAUGUUUUUGAUAGGAAGAAAACUGAUCUUUGCUCUCAGUCACUACAUACUUCAGACGUCCCAAGCAGGAAAACACGCUCAUCAGUUAUUAUGGACGAUGAUAAAGGUGUGACAUCAAAUUCUAGACUUGUCCUCCCACAUAGUAAGCCAAGUUUUCGUGUUAACCAUGAGGACCGACUGAUGUUGGCGGAUUCUUUUUUAUCACCUGAUGCACAUCCUGCGGCUGUUCGUAAACUCCGAGGUCGACGAAGACGUGGGAAGCAAAAUUUGUUGAAUUGUUCAUCCAUCUCACCAGUCCGGUUGGACCAGUCAGGAUUGCUUCAAACGUCAAGCUUUGAAAUAUUAUACAACCAAAAUAAAUACUACCAUACUAAUCAGAAGUAUAGUGAGUGUGAUCAUGUUGAUGGGGUGAUGGUGGGUAGACGGCGUGGGAGAAGAGGCACGGUCAGAGGGAAUGUGGGGAGUGGUGAAUCGUUUUCCCCACUGAGAUUGAGCGAGUCUGUGUUAGCAGAGCCCGUAGUUGAGAAAGGAUCAGUGAACGGAGAUGCGAGCAGUGUUUCAGGGUGUUCCGUUUUACCAGUGAGUGAAUCUAAAGCUGUGUGCGUGUUGACGGCGAUGGAUUUGAAAUUGACGGAGGGUGGUGAAGAAGAGAAAUCGAUGUCAAUGAAUGGGGAUUUGAAUUCACUAGUUUCUUCUCAAUCGAUCAGUUCUCCUGACAGAGUGAGUGAAUCUAAAGCUGUGUGCGUGUUGACGGCGAUGGAUUUGAAAUUGACGGAGGGUGGUGAAGAAGAGAAAUCGAUGUCAAUGAAUGGGGAUUUGAAUUCACUAGUUUCUUCUCAAUCGAUCAGUUCUCCUGAUAGAGUGAGUGAAUCUAAAGCUGUGUGCGUGUUGACGGCGAUGGAUUUGAAAUUGACGGAGGGUGGUGAAGAAGAGAAAUCGAUGUCAAUGAAUGGGGAUUUGAAUUCACUAGUUUCUUCUCAAUCGAUCAGUUCUCCUGAUAGAGGUAAUUGUGGAUUUUCUACAUUUUAUUUGUUGUUACAGCUUUUAGUAUUAGUGUUGGUUGUUGUUAGUGUGGAGCGUGAUUCAUGA
Molecule: messenger RNA, 1279 nt
Organism: Schistosoma rodhaini
Lineage: Eukaryota; Metazoa; Platyhelminthes; Trematoda; Strigeidida; Schistosomatidae
Source: the annotation of a GenBank genome assembly